Messenger RNA from Colletotrichum phormii, 1326 nucleotides. RefSeq names its product monocarboxylate transporter. The transcript has 3 exons. Bases 1 to 1326 code for a protein of 441 amino acids. The record is from RefSeq and is a predicted model, not a curated record. Gene Ontology annotation, biological process: transmembrane transport. Lineage: Eukaryota; Fungi; Ascomycota; Sordariomycetes; Glomerellales; Glomerellaceae. Gene Ontology annotation, molecular function: transmembrane transporter activity. Gene Ontology annotation, cellular component: membrane.
AUGUCACAGAACAUGACCAUGGCAAGGGGUAGGCUAAAGGUCGCUAGUUCCUGGAGCGAUCACCACCCCAACCCCAGCUUGAUCCAAAGACAGAGGCUGACCUCACCCAGCCGUUACAUCAUUGUAGUCCUUGCUGCCUUCAUGAUUAGUUUCAUGACGGGUGGCUUGCAAUUCGGCUUCGGCAUCUACCAGGCGCACUACGAGACGAUGGCAUUAGAAGACGACACCCCAUUCACCGGUGCCACGGCCGCCCGGCUCGACCUCAUCGGAACCCUCGCGAUCUCAAUGCUGACUAUAUGCGCACCUGUAGUUGUGGCAUGGUCAAAAACCAUUGGCCCCCAGAAAGUCAUGUGCGCAGGCGGUCUGCUAGUCGGAGGGUUCUUGAUGGGAGUGGGAUCUUGCCUCUCAUUCGUUCCGUCAAUGGUCGUCGUGCCGGCUUGGUUCGAUAAGCACAGGGCGCUGGCCAUGGGCAUCGUCUCUGCCGGCAGCGGUGUUGGCGGUCUGGUCUGGGCUCCUGUGCUCGUGGCGUGCAUCGAGAAGCUGGGGUACCGGGAUACCCUUCGUAUGACUGGCACUCUCGGUGCUGUGGUCGUUUGUGUCUGUGGAGCUGUGCUCACCUGGGAACCUGCAAUGGCGGCCCGCAUACGGAGCGAGAACACGACGACAUCUAGAUUGAAGAUGUUCAAGGUUCCUCUGCCACCAUGGAAGACUGUCAAGCAACGCAAGUUCAUUGCGCAAAGUUUCAGCAUGUUCUGCCAGAGCGCCGCAUAUUACACACCGGCGUUCUUCUUUGCGUCCGACGGUGCCAAUCUGACUGCCGUCAACAACGCCUGCAACGCUGUCGGGAAGAUUGCCAUUGGGCUCGUGGCAGACCGCAUCGGAAGGCUCAACGCCCUGUUUCUCACGACUGUGAUUUGUGCCGCCGUCACUCUCGGGUUAUGGGUUCCUAGCAUAGCGAUCGGGAUGAGCCAUGAGUCCGUAGCAAGGUCGCUACCCGUCAGCUUCACAGUCCUAUAUGGCAUUUUCGCGAGCGCAUACGUCAGCUUGUUUCCACCGGCUCUGGUUGAGCUGUUCGGCAUGGAAUUGAUGCCGCAGAUUACUGGGAUCAUGUACAUGAUCAUGGGUGUGGCUUCCAUGAUUGGGACACCUGUGGCUGGUGCCCUGGUCAGAGGGCACGGAGAGAUCAAGGAGUCGGGUGACUACAUGGGAAUGGGUAUCAUGGUAGGUACUCUCAUGGCUGCAGCAGCCAUAUUUGUGGCUUGGAUGAGACUAGAGGCCACGGCAGACCGGGCUCAAGGGGGACGGAAAUGGGUAUGGAAGCUGUAA